Molecule: messenger RNA, 1911 nt
Organism: Hymenoscyphus albidus
Lineage: Eukaryota; Fungi; Ascomycota; Leotiomycetes; Helotiales; Helotiaceae
Source: the annotation of a GenBank genome assembly
AUGGACAAGCCUCGCUCCAAUCCGCCCCGGAGUGCCCGGCCCCUGAACUUCCAGCCACCACCACAACCAUCUUCCGCUAGCUCCUCCUCCUCCAACUCUCAACCUCCUCAAUCCCCAUCCCCAUCACCAUCACCAACACCACCACGCCGCCGCCGCCCAUCAUCGCGCCCCCGCCCAUCAAUACAACGUCGCCGCCGCCGCCGCAGCCCAUCACCACCACACCAAGGAGUCUUGCGCGCGCUUGCCCUUCCACCACCACCCAGAAUGCCGAAGAACUCUGCUGUCCUGGACGCCUUCCGUCAUGCGGAGGAGGAGGCUGACGAGGAGGCCCGUCGCGAGACGGUGGCUCCACCUCAACCUCCUCCGGUACGCAUGGCGGUUGCGUACGCGGCGCCUGCGAUCCCUCGUUCGAAGCCCCAGAAGCGUCCCAGAAGUGAGGCUGGUGACGCCGACUCUGGUAUGUAUCUCUUUCCAUUCGUUCAUUACUUGAUCAUUGAUUCAUCUACUGACAAUUCUACAGGCACCUCUCACGGCGGCGACGAGCACCAUCGUCGUCGCCAGCAACCCGUGCCAUAUCGUGCAGAUAUCGGCCGCUUCUUCGGCGAAGAGCCGAGGAUGGGCACUUCUCAAGGGGCAGUCUCUGCCACAAGUCCUUCCCUUCGGGGUCAAGGCAACUUUCGGGAGGACCCCUCCGAUCCGGAGGAGGAUGAGGAUGAGGCCGAGAGAUUCAAGUUCGAGGCGGAGUUGAUCAAGCGUCGGGAGGUGGAGAGCUUGACGGCGGGGACAUAUCAACGUAGCAUACGCCGUCAGCAUCAUCUCCCCCUCCCGGUCGGCUACAAGCCAAGAGUCGCUCGUCCUUUUGCUGUCGACGCCGAGUCGGCCCAGUAUGCUCUCGAGAACGAGUAUGCUGCCGUCCCAACAGACCGUUUGCCAAUCGAGCUCCAGGAGCAUGCUCGCGCCCGUCGCCACGACGACUUGGGGUCUGAGUAUCGCAAAUGGAAGAGCGCUGGACAUGGGGACUUUGCCAACUUACCGGUGCAAACACCAGCACGUCAAACCCGACCCACUGCCGCCACUUCUCCUUCCGUUCCUCCCAACCCAUUUGGGUCCCUGACCGCAAACAAAGGUAUGAGAGGUAUCAUCGCACGUCACGAACGAGAGAAACGGAUGCGGGAGGCAUCUAACACCCCGACCUCAUCACCAGCUCUCUCUGGAAACCCUGUCGCCGGCCUCGCUCAAGGUAGUCAGGCAUACAAUCCUGGAGUCGUACCAAGUCCCAAUCCUCCAGUACACGCGUCUCCUCCAGAGAUGAGCUUCCGAGUCAACGGUGUCAUCCAGCAAGACCCAUUGUACAACUCCGUCAAGCACCUUAUGAAGACCCAGGCAACUCCUCAAAUCCCAGAUGUCGUCUUCUACAAGGCCAUGUGGCUCGCCGAGUUCAACAGCGAGGCGGUUCGUUCGGACCAAUCGCUCAACCUUCCAAAGAUGUCGCUCGAUCGCAAUACUGGUGUCAAAUUCCUCGCCGCUCAUUGGACUCCUCGCGAUCAAUUCACCAUCCCCAACAUCGUCACUUUCAUCAACCACGCGUAUCAUUUCGCUGGCUACGCCAAACUCGAUGGUCCUGAUAUUGAUAACGCGCGGCUUGUUCUCGCUCCCGAAACUUUGACAAUGCGCUUCAAGCUGGAGAUGAAUCGUUCAAACAGAGCUCCACAUCACCAGAUGAGUGUUGUGCCUAUCACACGAAACACCUGGGAAGAGGUCAAGGACUACACCGAUUAUGACAAUCUCGUCUACGGAACCUUGUUCAUUGAUUUCGGCGUUCGUCGUACUGAUGAGCCUGAAAAUCAGAAAGGGGGAUUUAUUCCGGGGAGUGCUUACGGUCGUGGAAGAAAUAUUACGGCGGAUAGAUGA